Messenger RNA from Dermatophagoides farinae (American house dust mite), 393 nucleotides. RefSeq names its product Suppressor of exocyst mutations 1 (gene Sem1). The record is from RefSeq and is a predicted model, not a curated record. Gene Ontology annotation, biological process: double-strand break repair via homologous recombination; mRNA export from nucleus; proteasome assembly. Gene Ontology annotation, cellular component: proteasome complex; proteasome regulatory particle, lid subcomplex. NCBI's taxonomy places the organism in Eukaryota, Metazoa, Arthropoda, Arachnida, Sarcoptiformes, Pyroglyphidae.
AAAUUUUUCUUGUAAAAACAAUGGCAAAUGAUCCAAAAAAAUCUACAACAAAAGAAUCGAAUAAAGAUUCAAAAGAACGUAAAGAUGAUUUGAAAAAAAAGACGGCUACAAUCGAUCUUGGAUUUCUUGAAGAGGAUGAUGAUUUUGAAGAAUUUCCAGCUGAAAAUUAUGAUUUAUUGGAAAAUGAUGAUAUCGAACCGGUAAACAUUUGGGAAGAUGAUUGGGAUGAUGAUAAUAUCGAAGAUGAUUUUAGUGCACAGCUAAAAGCUGAAUUUGAAAAACGAACUUUGACCGGCAAAUGAAAUAAUUUGAUUCGAAUAAAAUUGUAAAUGGACACCACUACUUUUCACUCAUAAUGUCAAUUUGAAUAAUUAAAAUUUUUUUUUAAAAUUC